Molecule: messenger RNA, 1410 nt
Organism: Colletotrichum abscissum
Lineage: Eukaryota; Fungi; Ascomycota; Sordariomycetes; Glomerellales; Glomerellaceae
Exons: 1
Coding region: 1-1410 (469 amino acids)
Source: RefSeq, a predicted model, not a curated record
AUGCGCUCACAGAUUCAGCAACUCGUCCUGGCCGCAGCUCUGCUGCAGUCCGCUGAUGCCGCCCCGGCCGGCCUUCUCGACGGUCUCGGAGUAGUAACCCAGCUACUGGCACUUCCGACCGACUAUGUGUCCAGCUUGACCGGGGUUCUUGGCACGAAGCCCGGGAGCGGCGUCGGCGCCGGAGUGCUCAACGUCGGAGAUCUCCAAACGAAGCUCGGAUCGAUCUGGAACACGGGAAGCACUGGUGACUUUUACGGAAAGCUGCAAAAGCAAAUCGGCCAAGGUCUCGUCCCGAACAACCUCCUCUCUAGCUUCCAGGGACUUCUCGGCACUGGCCUUCUGGGUAGCUUGGACCUGGCCAACAAUGCCAACAAGCUGAUUGCUCCUCUCAACGGAAUCGAUUCGACGAGCAACAACAACCCGGUCAACCCGGCCAAGUCUGUCUACCCCAAGAAAGAUGCCUCGGAUGCGCCAUACACCCUCUCCGAGCAGCAGCUUCGCCAGGCCAUCUACAUCCCCCAGACUUUCACCUACGGCCAGAAGCCUCCUGUUAUUUUCAUUCCCGGCACUGGUGUCUACGGAGGAGAGACCUUUAGCCCCAACUUGUUGAAGCUUCUCACGAACGUCCCUUACGCAGAUCCCGUCUGGCUCAAUAUUCCGGGCGCUCUUCUUGGCGACGCCCAGGUCAACUCUGAGUACGUCGCCUAUGCCAUUAACUACAUCAAUGGCAUCAGCAACAAGAACUCGAGCAUCAUUUCUUGGUCUCAGGGUGGUCUAGACACCCAGUGGGCUUUCACCUUCUGGCCUUCUACCCGCAACGCUGUCGCCAACUUCUUCCCCGUAUCUCCCGACUUCCACGGAACCGUUCUUGCCAACGUUCUAUGCCUUUCACCUGGCAACGGAGCCCUCAACGCUCCCUGCGAUCCUUCUGUCAUUCAACAGCAAUAUACCUCCGUUUUCAUUAACACCCUUCGUUCCCGUGGAGGAGCCGACGCCUACGUUCCCACAACAACUUUCUACAGUGCUAUUCUCGAUGAGGUUGUCGAGCCCCAGCAAGGCACAGCUGCUUCCGCCUACCUGACCGAUGCCCGCCGUGUCGGUGUCACCAAUAUCGAGGUCCAGUCUGUCUGCCCUGGCCGCCCCGCUGGCAGUAUCUACGGCCACGCGACGAUGCUCUUCAACCCCUUGACAGCCGCACUGAUCAAGGAUGUUCUUCAGAGAGGCUCAGGACCUGCCAAGAUUAGCAACAUCAACCUCAACGACGUUUGCAAGGACUUCAUCGCCCCUGGCCUGAACCUCGAGGAUGGCAUUGCUACUGCUGGUUCGAUUGUUGCUGCUGGCAUUCGCUUGUUGGCCUACCUCCCGAAGCUCAUUGCCGAGCCCACCCUCAUGGCUUACGCACGUUCUUGA